Penicillium angulare is the source of this 1347-nucleotide messenger RNA. It is a transcript of the gene cwc25, whose product is annotated as U2-type spliceosomal complex subunit CWC25. NCBI's taxonomy places the organism in Eukaryota, Fungi, Ascomycota, Eurotiomycetes, Eurotiales, Aspergillaceae. Bases 1 to 1347 code for a protein of 448 amino acids. Gene Ontology annotation, cellular component: U2-type spliceosomal complex. The record is from RefSeq and is a predicted model, not a curated record. The transcript is spliced from 2 exons. Gene Ontology annotation, biological process: mRNA splicing, via spliceosome.
AUGGGUGGCGAUCUGAAUUUGAAGAAAUCAUGGCACCCCUCCCUCCUCAAGAACCAAGAGCGUGUCUGGUCGCAAGAACAGAAAGCCCUAGAUGAGCGCAAAAAAGUCGAACAACUGCGCCGCGAGCGCGAAGAAGAGCGCCAAAUCCAAGAACUCCAGAACCUCCAAGAAGCCUCCGGAAAAGCAAAGCAGCAUAACCGCGUCGACUGGAUGUAUCAAGCCCCCUCAAGCGCGACAGGACACUACACCGAAGAAAUGGAGGGUUACCUGCUUGGCAAGCGACGGAUUGAUGGAAUAUUAUUGAAGAAGGAUACGGAUACGCAGAAGCUUGAGAAGGGCGCGGAUUUAGUUGGGGCUAAUGCGGCGCAGGCGGCUAGCCAGGGACCUUCUAUUGGGUCGGCGAGGGAUACUAUGAGUAAGGUCAUGGCUGAUCCGUUGCUGGAGAUUAAGAAGCGGGAACAGGCUGCUUAUGAGAACAUGGUUAAGGAGACCGUUAAGAAGAAGGAGAGGGAGGAGAGGAGGAGUGGGGGGAGCGGAAGGGAUCGCGAUCAUGAUCGUGAACGGAGACAUCGCGAGCAUGAUUCGAAGAGAAGACGGUAUAGUGAUGAGGGGGAGGAGAGAAGACAUCGCUCGCAUCGUCAUCGAUCUAGAUCACCUGUUGUUGAGGGGGAGAGGUCCUCGCGUAGACAUCGCAGUGAGAGAGACCUUGAAAACGAUCGUCCCCGACGAGAGGAGAGAGAAUCACACCGACGCCGUGAUGACAAUACGAGUCGUCGAGAUGAUCGGGACCGAGAGCGAGAGCGUCGCGACUAUCGCGAAAAAAGAGAUUCAUACUCCACCCGCCGAGACCGCGAUAAUAGAGACAGACGCGACCGCGAUCGAGAUGAUAAAGAGCGCGCACGAUCUCCCCGACGAGAAGAGGAGCGCCGACGCAGCCGCUCUCCGCGCCCAAGUUCCGAGCGUAAUGACCGUGCUCCCAGUCAAACAAAUGCGCGCGACUACUCUCGACGCGAAAAUCAUGUCAUUCAUCAAACCCGCCGCGAGCCGUUUAAUCGCCCAUCUCGUCCUGCACCUUCACAGCCAAAGGCUGAUCCUAACGCUCUAGAAGAAGAGAGAGCUCGCAAGCUAGCUGAGAUGCAAUCGAAUGCUACCGAACUACAAACAGACCGAGUGCAGCGCAUCAAUGAAAUUACCGAGAAGGAAGAAGCUGAGAAGGAAUCUGAUGAUAAGCUACGUUCUGAUCGUGGUGCAUUCAUGUCUGGUGUGCACAAGCGUGCGCAAGAAGAUAGUCUUGAUGAGCGUAUUCGGCGCAGUCGUGGUGGAUUGUCUAAGAUGGAUGAUGAAUAA